This is a messenger RNA of Frankliniella occidentalis (western flower thrips), 1622 nucleotides long. RefSeq names its product DDB1- and CUL4-associated factor 13. Gene Ontology annotation, molecular function: protein binding. The record is from RefSeq and is a predicted model, not a curated record. The transcript has 9 exons. Gene Ontology annotation, cellular component: small-subunit processome; nucleolus. Gene Ontology annotation, biological process: maturation of SSU-rRNA from tricistronic rRNA transcript (SSU-rRNA, 5.8S rRNA, LSU-rRNA). NCBI's taxonomy places the organism in Eukaryota, Metazoa, Arthropoda, Insecta, Thysanoptera, Thripidae. Bases 151 to 1476 code for a protein of 441 amino acids.
CCACGUGGGUCGGAUUAUUCACCCUCCACUACACAAACAACAACGACCACGAGCCAUGUGUGCGAGAUCACUUUAUCGCCAAAAUCUGUGUUGUUGAAGAGGGUCGGUCAAUGAAAGUUCUCUGCAAUCGCCGCCGUUAAAUCCGCAAUCAUGAAAGUGAAAGUGAUAUCUCGCAACCCCGACGAAUACCUGCGUGAAACUAAACGCGACAUCCAUAAAGUGCAAAGAAAUUAUGACCCCGCUCUCCACCCUCUGGAGGCUCCUCGGGAGUAUGCCCGGGCCAUGAACUCAGUCAAGCUGGAGAGGAUCUUUGCGAAGCCUUUCCUUGGAAAUCUCGACGGUCACAGGGAUGGUGUGUCAUGUCUUGCAAAGCAUCCUGAAACUCUUUCGUUUCUGGCAAGUGGUGCCUACGAUGGAGAGAUAAAAUUCUGGGAUCUGCCUCAACGUAUUUGUAAACGAUCAUUCCAAGCUCAUGAUGGAUGUGUCCGUGGUUUAACAUUCACACCAGAUGGUAAAAAUAUGUUGUCGAUGGGAGAUGACAAAACAAUCAAAACAUGGAGCAUGGAGAAUGAGCAAGAAGAUCCCACCAAUACUAUUUUGAGCAAGACUGUCCUAUUAUCUCUUUCACAUCAAAGAAGCCAAAAUCAAUUUGUGACUUGUGGUGAAGUUUGUCAGCUGUGGGAGCACGGGCGUAAUGAACCUAUUCGCUCAUACCAGUGGGGUGUCGAUAGUCUUCACCAUGUAUCAUUUAAUCAAGUUGAAACUAAUUUAUUGGCUGCUUGUGCUAGUGACAGAAGUGUUAUUCUGUAUGACACAAGAGACUCUGGGCCAGUACGCAAAGUUGUUAUGAAACUUAAGGCAAAUAGUGUUUGUUGGAAUCCUAUGGAAGCUUUCAACUUUACCGUUGCAAAUGAAGAUUUUAACCUUUACACAUUUGAUGUACGUCAGAUGAGGGUACCGGCAAAUGUUCACAUGGAUCAUGUUGGUGCUGUAGUUUCUGUGGACUAUUCACCUACUGGAAAAGAAUUUGUCAGUGGUAGUUAUGACAGAACAGUUAGAAUUUAUGAAGCUCAUAAGGGUCAUUCCCGUGAAGUGUACCAUACAAAGCGUAUGCAGAAAUUAUCAGUUGUUUCAUGGUCUUUAGAUAAUAAAUACAUUAUGAGUGGAUCUGAUGAAAUGAACAUAAGAGUUUGGAAAGCACGGGCAGCUGAGAAAUUAGGAGCGCUGAAACCAAGAGAAAAGGCUGCUCUUAACUAUCAUCAAGCUCUACGGACCAAAUUUGCUCAGCACCCGCAAAUUAAAAGGAUUGCCCGCCAUCGGCAUGUACCCAAACACAUUUACAAUGCCCAGAAAGAACAACACGCUAUGCGAGACAAAGCAAAGAGAAAAGAGGGCAAUGUGCGGAAACACUCCAAGAAAGGUGCCGUGCCUUUUGUUCCAGAGAGGAAAAAGCACGUCAUCAGGGAGCACGAGUAAUCUACUCCUGCUUCUGUAUUGUCCAGGUGUCCCUCCAUCCCUCUUAGAUAUUGUGACUGUUUAUUCUAAGCAACCCCCAACGUGGUCAGCAUUCUAUUUUACUUCUCAAUGAAGUCGUGCAGAAUAAAUUUCAACUCUUGCUCCUA